Molecule: messenger RNA, 815 nt
Organism: Sinocyclocheilus rhinocerous
Lineage: Eukaryota; Metazoa; Chordata; Actinopteri; Cypriniformes; Cyprinidae
Product: 28S ribosomal protein S24, mitochondrial-like
Exons: 4
Coding region: 33-548 (171 amino acids)
Biological process (GO): translation
Cellular component (GO): mitochondrion
Source: RefSeq, a predicted model, not a curated record
AGUAAUGCGCUCUUGACGGCUGUGUGCAGUGAAUGAGCAAAAACAUGGCGACGUCCUUGGUCAGACAGACAAAAUUGCUGUCGAUUGUGAGCAGCCAGUUAAAUUCUGCUGCAUGUUUCAGGAACAUUCACUGCACUGCAGCUUGUUUGAAGAAUCGUGCAGCUCGUAUUCGAGUGGGUAAAGGAGACAAGUCAGUGACUUAUGAGCAGGCGUAUCACCCUCAUCACAUCGGGCACAGGAAAGGCUGGCUCUCACAACACACCAGUAAUCUUCAGGGUGAAGAUGGAGCGGCGGAGCGUGUUGUGGAGGAUGUCUUCAUCAGACGCUUCAUGUAUGGCACGUUUCACGGCUGUUUAGCGGAUGAGGUGGUGAUCAAACGCAGAGGAAACCUCCUGGUCAUCUGUGCUGUGAUGAUACAGAAGCUCUUACCGUCGAAAUUCUACUUUCUCAUUGGUUACACAGUGGAACUGCUCUCACAUUUCUACAAAUGUCCUGUUCAAAUCGAGAUGCAGACGGUAGAAGAAAAAGUAGUCUACAAAUAUCUCUGAGGCCAUGGUUGUGUGUUUAGAACAUUGCUAUUAAAGGAAGCUUAAGGAAUUUCUCUUUAUUUUUGUUUUACACUGUCCAGUAAGUGUAAAUGAAGUUUUUUUUUAUUUAGUGACGUGAAAGGGUCUUACACUGUGUGUACUUGUAAAGAUUAAAAUAUUUCUUUAUUACUUCAUGCCAUGGUUGGAAAUUAAUAGGGGUUUGGUGCAAAUAUGCUGACAAAAUGAGAAAUGACAAAAAAAAAAAAAGCCACUGCACAGAUAUACUAA